Messenger RNA from Leopardus geoffroyi (Geoffroy's cat), 2584 nucleotides. It is a transcript of the gene CARD9, whose product is annotated as caspase recruitment domain family member 9. Lineage: Eukaryota; Metazoa; Chordata; Mammalia; Carnivora; Felidae. The transcript is spliced from 13 exons. Gene Ontology annotation, biological process: regulation of apoptotic process; positive regulation of canonical NF-kappaB signal transduction. Bases 797 to 2425 code for a protein of 542 amino acids. The record is from RefSeq and is a predicted model, not a curated record.
GUUCCCGGCACAGCUGAGGGGUGGAGGCCACGGAGGGCUGGUGGCCCUGGCCGCCGGCCCGGGCUCUGCUGGCUGGUCAACACCCCUUCUGACCCUGGUUUGCGGGGUCAUAGGGCGUGGCCUCGGGGUCCCAGAAGCCUGCCGUCACAGUGCCACGUGUCACGGCAGAAGUUGUGGAGUGGGGACACCCAGGAGGGGACAAGCUGGAGCACGGGCUGGCAGCCGUGUGGGGCAGGCAAGGCCCCCUCUUUGGACACUAUGCUUCGGCCCUCCGGUGACCGAGGCGCGUGCUGGCCCAGCACCCGGCCGAGAUCCCAAGAGUCGGACCCAGUGCCCUCGGGUCUCCACCUGCACCUGGCCAGCCGCCCACGCUGGUUUCCAGCCGGCCCCUUCUGGAGAAGCUUCUGGAAGCUUGCAUCCAGGCCAGAUCAGCCCAGCUGGCGAACCGGCCUCCUCCGGCCUCGAGAGGGCCCUUGCCCACGCUUGGGUUUAGUGGUGCCAGGGCUGGGCCUCAGGCCCCAGCGGGACUUCCACUUCCCUGCGCCCCGCCUCCCGGGCCCUGCCAGGCAGGCGAAUCAGAAGGCAGCCCCAGAGACUGGCUCCCUCGGGGAGGACCUGCUCGGGCUCUGUGGAGCUAACCAGCACCAGCAGGAAGUGUGCGGCUUUCCUCCCGGGCUGCCGACGGCACCUCCUCCUGUCCGUCGGAUCAGGGUGGCCUGGGCUGGCCAGCGUCCCACUGCACGGGUGCCCCUCAAGGACCCUGAGACAGCCGUCCAGAGCGCAGCCAGCCACCACCAUGUCGGACUACGAGAACGAGGACGAGUGUUGGAGCGCCCUGGAGAGCUUCCGCGUGAAGCUCAUCUCCGUCAUCGACCCCUCACGCAUCACGCCCUACCUGCGGCAGUGCAAGGUGCUGAACCCCGAUGACGAGGAGCAGGUGCUCAGUGACCCCAACCUGGUCAUCCGCAAGCGGAAAGUGGGCGUGCUCCUGGACAUCCUGCAGCGGACCGGCCACAAGGGCUACGUGGCCUUCCUCGAGAGCCUGGAGCUCUACUACCCGCAGCUGUACAAGAAGGUCACCGGCAAGGAGCCCACCCGCGUCUUCUCCAUGAUUAUCGACGCAUCCGGGGAGUCGGGCCUGACACAGCUGCUGAUGAGCGAGGUGCUGAAGCUGCAGAGGAAGGCUCAGGACCUGACGCAGCUGCUGAGCUCCAAGGACGACCUCAUCAAGGAGCUGCGGGUGAAGGACAGCCUGCUGCGCAAGCACCAGGAGCGCGUGCAGCGGCUCAAGGAGGAGCUGGAGGCGAGCAGCCGCGAGCUCAAGCGCUGCAAGGACGAGAACUACGAGCUGGCCAUGCGCCUGGCCCGCCAGAGCGAGGAGAAGGGCGCCGCGCUCAUGCGGACCCGCGACCUACAGCUGGAGAUCGAGCGGCUCAAGCACAGCCUCAUGAAGGCGGAGGACGACUGCAGGGUAGAGCGCAGACACACGCUGAAGCUCCGCCACGCCAUGGAGCAGCGGCCCAGCCAGGAGCUGCUGUGGGAGCUGCAGCAGGAGAAGGCCUUGCUGCAGGCGCGCGUGCAGGAGCUGGAGGCCGCUUCUCAGGAAGGAACGCCGGACAAGAGCAGCCCGUACAUCCAGGUGCUGGAGGCGGACUGGAGGCAGGCGCUGCGGGAGCACCAGGAGAAAGCCAACACCAUCCUGUCCCUGCGCAAGGAUCUGCGACAGGGCGAGGCUCUGCGCGCCCGGUGCGUGGAGGAGAAGGAGGUGUUCGAGCUGCAGUGUCUGGCCCUACGGAAGGACUGCGAGAUGUACAAGGACCGCAUCGCGGCCGUCCUGCAGCAGAUGGAAGAGGUCGCCUCCGAGAGGGACCAGGCCAUCGCCACGCGGGAGGAGCUGCACACACAGCACUCUCGGAGCCUGCAGGAGAAGGAUGCGCUGCGAAAGCAGGUCCGCGAGCUGGCCGAGAAGGCCGACGAGUUGCAGCUACAGCUGUUCCAGUGCGAGGGCCAGCGGCUGGCCCUGGAGGGCAGGCUCAAGCGGCAGCAGCUGGAGAUGCUCGUCCUGAGCUCUGACCUGGAGGACAGCUCACCCAGGAACUCCCAGGACGUGAGUGUGAACCUCAGGCUCUCGCUACCCCCGGACCUGGAGGCCACCCGGCUGUCGGACAAAGGUGGCCCCGCCAACAGGGACAGCCCACAGCAGCCCCCUGAGGCUCUGCAGGAGGAACCGCUUCCACUGAUCCCCAACAACGCCGGCCUGAGCGGCGGCGAGCCCCCGGAAAAGGAGCGGCGGCGCCUCAAGGAGAGCUUCGAGAACUACCGCAGGAAGCGCGCCCUCAGAAAGCUGCAGCACGGCUCGAGGCAGGGGGAGGCGGACUGGGAGAACACCACGGGCAGCGACAACACCGACACGGAGGGCUCCUAGCCAGCCCGGCAGGCGAGGAGGACGGGGCGCCGAGCCCGAGGGGCGCAGGCACGCCGGCGCCCACGCACCGUGAUUUGCACAGGCGUGCUCUGUGCGACGCAGAUGCGUGCAGCAGUGUCAGAAAUGCGGUUUCAUAAAUAAAGGACUGCCGUCCCAGCA